AUGAGAGGGGGCAGCCUGUCCCCGGCUUCCACCUCAGCCCGCGCCGGGUCCUGGGCGGCGCGCCAGGAGGACCAAUCGGGUUGGGACCUGAAGGUGAGGAUGCUGAGCGGCCAGGAGAUCUCAGUGCCCCUGACCAACUCCAUGAUGCUGUCGGAGCUGAAGCAGCUGGUCGCAAAACAGAUGGAUAUACCUGCCUUUCAGCAGCGGUUGGGCCACCCAGAUGGCAGAGAGCUGCAGAAUGGGGUGCCCCUCAUCAGUCAGGGCCUGAGCCCCGGUAGCACAGUCCUGCUGGUAGUGAAGAAAUGUGAACCCAUGAGCAUCCUGGUGCACAAUAACCAGGGUCGAAGCAGGGCCUACAGUGUUCAGCUGACUGACACUGUGGCACAGCUGAAGCAGCAGGUGUCCCAGCAGGAGAGAGUGCAAGUUGACCACUUCUCCCUGACCUUCCAAGGGAGACCCCUGCAAGACAGUGAGAUGCUGGGAAAGUAUGACCUCACUCCCCAGUGCACACUGUUCAUGAAUCUGGGACUUCGGGGCGGCGGGGACAGACCCUAG
Molecule: messenger RNA, 555 nt
Organism: Chrysochloris asiatica (Cape golden mole)
Lineage: Eukaryota; Metazoa; Chordata; Mammalia; Afrosoricida; Chrysochloridae
Gene: ISG15
Product: ISG15 ubiquitin-like modifier
Exons: 2
Coding region: 1-555 (184 amino acids)
Biological process (GO): post-translational protein targeting to endoplasmic reticulum membrane
Molecular function (GO): protein binding
Source: RefSeq, a predicted model, not a curated record